AUGCCCGGCAAGAAUAGGACCGAGCUCGUUGAAGAUGAUGAGCAUCAUAAAGACCCCUUGUCCUCUCCAGCGCUACCAUCAUUGUCGCCGUUGCCGUCGCCAUCGCAGUCACUGGCCGCCACCAAGCAGCUUUCGAAGCCCAAGGUUGGCCCCCCACCACAGCUGCCGCAGGUGCUUGUAAUCUGUAGGAAUAAACAUUGGCGAUACAUAUCGUCCUUCCACGGACCAUGGCUCCAGCUACCCCCCGAGGUUCUCGAGACCAUCGCGAAUGUAAACUACAAUGCCCCAAGACCGCGGCCCAUCGACCCGUCCGUCUUCUUCGAUCUCGUCAAGAUCAGGCGGCUGGUUGACGAGGCCACCGAUCUCGCCGUGCGUGCUGCCAGCGGCGUGGCCACCAUCGGGCAGCGGGGCCUUAACAGCGCUUCUCAUCCCGCAUCCAUGCUAGGUUUCGGCUUUGGCCACCGUCCGCCACCACAAACGAAGCUCAGUCCCGAGAGGAAACACAGGAUGAGGGAGCAGGCGACUCAGAAGCUGAUGGAAGCAUACUGCCUGGAUGAGAUCGCUAGUAGCGUUGCCACAAUGCAGGGCGCUUCCACUCUUGAGGAGGUGGCAUGCCUGGUGCUCCAGCGCAACCCCCAGGACCCGGCCGCCAAAUAUGUCCACUUCUUUCACGAGAAGAUACCAAGCCGCCAGCUGGUCGAGUGCACCAGCAUGACGCCGCUCAACGAGGUUGCUGCCGUGAAGCCGUCCGACCCAGCGCCACUGAGGACUCGAGCCAUGGUGCGCGUUCUCAAGGGGGAUGAUCAGGGCGCAGCCGACGACUUGACCGAAGCCCUCAAACUCCAUCGAUUGUACGGGCCUUCGCAUGCGUCGCGGAAAUCGGCUCAACUACCGGAAAACCAGUCGUAUGGGGCCAAUCGAAGGCAGGAGGAUGCCAUUUUGAAGGGGCAAGACCAGCCAAGCAGUCUCGAGAUGCAGUUAAUUUUUCAGAGGGCCGGCAUUUACUUGGUCAUUGCCUGUCGCUACAUUCCCGCCGCUCUCGGUGAGGACUUGGCAACAGCCGAAAGCCAUUCUCUAGGCGGUGCCCAGGCCGAGGGUACUGGGGGAAAGCCCCAACCCAUGCCAGCGGGAGAAGAAACACAGAGGAGAAUGGAGGAAGCUAGGAAGCUGGUGAGGCAAAACGCAAAGCGGGCAUUGCGCGACUACACGGCCUAUCUUUCUCACUUCGACUAUUCGCCAGACCUGCCUAUCGAGCACGCCGAGGAUUUCACUCGGAGGGUUAACUCUGCCGUCAAUGGCACCAAGGCACCACGGUCCCACAGCCAUCCAUCUGGGCCACGCUUGCCUCAGGCUAGAGAAGGUGAAGCCGUGGCCAUGCCUCACCGUGUCUAUGCGUUAUCGGACCUCUUCACAUCCUCGCAACCCGCUGGCCUCCCUCCUUAUCCUAGCACGCAGAUGGUCACAGCGGCCCGUGGGCCACCACCCGCUGGCCCGGUACAAACCACGACGGAGACGCUGACGUGCCACCCUCUUCUCGCCGACGCCCUUCACGCUCUUCUGCUGUGCCACUGUCUGCUCCAGACAUCAGCCAAAGAGCUACUUCGCCACGCCAACAUGGUAGCCCGCCUUGCCCGCCUCGCCGACGGCUACCCCGUGUUCCAAUCCAGCCGGUGCCCCACCCGAGCCGACUGGAUCGAAGUAUUACGAGCAGGCAACAACUGGAUCAACCUGGCCGGAUCAUGGGAGGACCUCUGCGCACCAGCGCCCCUCCCACUCUUCCAAUCCACCGGAAACGGCUCCACCCCCGUCCCCAUAUCCCCGUCGCCGCUUCAAUCACCCCUCCCAACUGCAAGAAACGACACCCUAGACAUCACUUCUGACCCCUCAACAACGCUCGCCACCACCGGUGAGCAAGCCCAAGGCUUUCCACCAAACCCCAUCGACGACGACCGCCGAUCAGACGACGCCGCUCUCCGUCUCGCCAUCCGCGCCCGCCAAAUGCGCGCCGAGCGCGACUACCGCGUCCACAACGCCGCCCUCGCUCUCGACGCCCAGUGGUUGAAAGGCCAUCUAGAGAGCCCGCUUACCAACCCUACAGCCGCCAUUGACGCCGCAACCUCCACCGGACCACCACCACCAGCGCCGGGGUCGGGGGCGAUGUCAGCCACCAGCCGCCGCGGUGCAAUGCCGCCGCCCGUUGCCGACGACAAGGACUUUCACCCGCUCUCUAGCCAGCGCGCCGGCGCUAUCGCCCGCUGGGUGACCCAUGCACCGCCGCCUAACACGACGCCUGGCGGGGGCGACGGGACUAGAAAGCGGAGGAAGAAGCCUGUUAAAAAGACGACAGUCGUGGAUAGCGGCGGUGGUGGUGGUGUGGUGAUGGCUACCUAG
Molecule: messenger RNA, 2391 nt
Organism: Chaetomium globosum CBS 148.51
Lineage: Eukaryota; Fungi; Ascomycota; Sordariomycetes; Sordariales; Chaetomiaceae
Exons: 2
Coding region: 1-2391 (796 amino acids)
Source: RefSeq, a predicted model, not a curated record